CUUUCACCAUGUGCUUGCUUUCUUCCUCCCUCUCUGCUUUCCCCUGUUCUACCCCACUCCCUCUCUUUAUAUAUACACUGUACUAACACUUUCAUUUGAAUUUCAACACCCAAAUUGAAAACAUGGGGUUCCUAUUUCUCUCACUAUUAUUACUUUUCUCAGUAGAAACAAAAGCAAAAACAGAGCAUUUUUUUCUGAACAACACCAGCACCAGCAGUAGCAACUCCAUAAAUGGAAUUAAAAGUAGUUGUAAUAUUUACAGUGGAAAAUGGGUUUAUGAUUCUUCAUAUCCUCUCUAUGAUUCUUCAAGUUGUCCUUUUAUUGACAAUGAAUUCAACUGCCAAAAGUACAAAAGACCUGAUAAUUUGUACCUUAAAUACAGAUGGCAGCCUUUUUCUUGCAACCUGCCAAGGUUUAAUGGGUUGGUUUUCUUGGAGAAAUAUAGGGGGAAGAAUAUAAUGUUUGUGGGUGAUUCAUUGAGUUUGAAUAUGUGGGAAUCAUUAGCUUGUAUGAUUCAUUCAUGGGUGCCAAAUGCUAAAACUGCUGUCAUAAAGAAAGAAGGAAUUUCUGAAAUUGUAUUUCUGGAUUAUGGAGUAAGAUUGUUAUUGUACCGGACUCCUUACUUGGUAGACAUGGUGAGAGAAAAUGUUGGAACUAUUCUAAAGUUGGAUUCUAUAAUAAGUGGCAAUGCUUGGAGAGGAAUGGACGUCUUGAUUUUCAACAGCUGGCAUUGGUGGACCCACACUAAAAGUUCUCAACCGUGGGAUUAUAUGCAAGAAGGUAAUAAAGUAUUUAAAGAUAUGAACCGUUUGGUGGCUUAUUACAAAGGGAUGUACACGUGGGCAAAAUGGGUUGACCGAAAUGUUGACUCAUCUAAAACCAAAGUCUUCUUUCAAGGAAUUUCACCAACUCAUUACGAGGGAAAAGAUUGGAAUGAUCCAACAAAAUCAUGCAAGAAUGAGAAACAACCCUUCUUUGGCAUAAGGUAUCCAGCAGGAACAACUCAAGCAGCCAUUGUGGUUAACAAAGUACUAAGCAGAAUUAAAAAAUCAGUUCAUUUAUUGGACAUUACAACACUUUCUCAAUAUAGAAAAGAUGCACAUCCAACUUCUUAUAGUGAUCACAAUACUUUAGAUUGUAGCCAUUGGUGUCUCCCUGGAUUGCCUGAUACUUGGAACCUUCUUCUCUAUACAUCACUCAUUAGUUGAAGACGAAAAUGCGAUCGGAUUUUAUGUUUUCUAUAACAACAUCUUGUUGUAACAGCCAAAACAUAUCUGAACAGAUGGUGUUGUUAUAGAGAGGUUUGAUUGUGGUGAAUGAUUUUCAAUUGUAAGGUGAUUUGUGUUUAGGAAUUUGUUUGACUUUAAAUUGUCAUUUGAUGAUAGUCAACAAAAUAAGAAUGGUUAGUGAGUGUUGAAGUGUAAUAUAGAAAAAAUGUGAUUUUUAGGCAUGAGAGGAUGCCUUAAUUAGUUGAAUUUGAUGAGGCAUAUUGCCUCUGAAUUUGUACUUAAUUUCUGUUGAUUCAAUUGAUGUUGUAAGAUUAUUUUUUAUUAUAAUAAUUUAAAAGUGAAAUUUAUGAA
Messenger RNA from Solanum verrucosum, 1580 nucleotides. Its product is annotated as protein trichome birefringence-like 39. The record is from RefSeq and is a predicted model, not a curated record. Gene Ontology annotation, molecular function: O-acetyltransferase activity. The coding region runs from base 123 to 1208 and encodes 361 amino acids. The transcript has 5 exons. NCBI's taxonomy places the organism in Eukaryota, Viridiplantae, Streptophyta, Magnoliopsida, Solanales, Solanaceae. Gene Ontology annotation, cellular component: Golgi apparatus.